Molecule: messenger RNA, 1467 nt
Organism: Clonostachys solani
Lineage: Eukaryota; Fungi; Ascomycota; Sordariomycetes; Hypocreales; Bionectriaceae
Source: the annotation of a GenBank genome assembly
AUGGCAGCGGGCCAUAAGAUCGUACCAGAGGAUAGGGUCCUCCUCAUCGGGGCGGCCGGGGUGGGCAAGAACUCUUUGAUAGAGCAGUUCUGCUACGGGCAUGUAAGCGAAGACUACGACCCGUUCCGCGGCGAGGGCUGCCGGAAGGACAUCACCCUCGACGGCGAGGACGGCGCGCUGGACCUCCUGGACGUCGAGUUCCGGGGGGACGGGAUGCAGGGGGAGCACGACUUCCAGGGCGCCGACGCCGUGAUGAUGGUGUUCAGCGUGGCGUCGGUCGAGUCGCUGCGGUGCGCCAUGGAGGCGUACGCGUGGCUGCGGUGGCAGACGAUGAGGGCCGAGGGCCAGGUGCCCGUCGUGCUGGUGGGCAAUAUGUGUGAUCUGGCGCGGUCGAGGGAGGUGUCGACCGAGACGGGGGCGCAGCUGGCGAGGGGGUUGGGGAUGGACUAUUAUGAGACGUCGGCGUGGGAUGCCACGGGUGUGGAGAGGGCGUUUCUUGGGCUGGCGAGGGCGGCGAGGCAGAGGAGGAUACAGCAACGAUUCCGACGGGAGAAGAAGGAGGCUGCCUCACGCCCUGGGUCCCAGGGGGAUGAGGAGGAGGAGCUGUACGGAGAGCCAGCUCAGCUUAUGCACAUCCCUCCGUCCCAGGGCCAUCGACUACGAGGCCACAGACUGCUGUCCUGGGGCAGGUCGAAGCUCAACCUCGGACGGCCCACGAGCCAGCUGUACAUGGUCCGUGACGGCGAGAACCGCACGCAGAAGAUCCAGGAGGGCCUGCUGGACGCGGCGCGGCGCAACGACGAGGAUAUGUUUGCGUGCUACCUGCGCGCCGCCAGCCACGACACAGACCCGGGCCCAAGACGGAGCGGCAGCAGCAGCGGGAGCGAUAGCAGCUGCAGGAGCGUGGCCGCGGUGAUGCACGUGGCGGCCGAGGCAGGCCACGGCCGGAUCCUGGAGAUGGCCAUGGAGCACGGCAACGCUGACGAGGGCUGCAUGCUGUUCGAGGUCAACACGCCAGAUGCCGAGGGCACGCCGGCGCUGCAGCUGGCGGCGAAGCAGGGCCACAGCGAGAUCGUGCGGCUGCUGCUGCGGAAGGGGGCCAUGAUCGACCAGACCAGUCCGCGGUACGGGACCGCGCUGAGCGCGGCGGCCAUGUACCGACACGAGGAGGUGGUGGGCGUGCUCCUGGAGGAAGGGGCCAGCCUGGACGUGCGGAGCACGGUGUACGGCGAUCUGGUCCAGGAGCUGGCGAGGAUGAAGGACGGGCGGAUAGCGGCGCACAUGGAGUGGCAGGCGAGGAGGGAGAGGGAGUGCGAGGAGAGGGAGCGGGAGGCGGCGAGGAGGCGGGAGGAGGUGGCCCGGCUGGUGAUGCGCGAGCUGCCGCCGCCGCCAUGGCAUAUCAAGCUCGACCUGCCCAAGGAGUCGUUCGAUGUCGACUUUGAGCGCAUCGAUCCGAUGAUUUGGUGA